Messenger RNA from Auxenochlorella protothecoides, 651 nucleotides. RefSeq lists its product as hypothetical. NCBI's taxonomy places the organism in Eukaryota, Viridiplantae, Chlorophyta, Trebouxiophyceae, Chlorellales, Chlorellaceae. The record is from RefSeq and is a predicted model, not a curated record. The transcript is spliced from 4 exons. The coding region runs from base 1 to 651 and encodes 216 amino acids.
AUGGAGGUGGAUGCUGCGCCGCGGCCGACCCUGCACCACCUCACACGGCACUGGCUGCCUGAGGAGGAGCGGGGGGCCAGCGUCCUGGAUCGUUUUGGUGCCAGCAGCCUGGAAGCCGCCCGGCAUGCUGUCAGGACCAUGGGCCAGCGGGAGCUGCGCGCCGCCUUCCAGCGAGUGUACGGGUCCCCCACGCAGAGCUUCAACAACAACUGGCUGCGUCGGAAGCUGUUGGAAGCCCUGGGGCUGCGGGCGCUCACGGCGGGGCGGACCACCCCCAGCGGCGGCCGCCUGGCGGCGGCACGCAACGGCGCGGAGGCGGCCCGCGAUCCCGCGGUGCCCCUGCUGCAGCUGCGAGCGUGGCAGGGCGCGGCGCAGGCCCCGCUGGGGUCUGUCCGCCUGCCGCAGGGGCACGGCUGGGAGGCAGAGCCCUUUGCACAGGCCUUCCCCCAUGCGGCCGGGCCCCAGCAGCAUCCCUUCCAGCCGCCAGGCCCAAUGCUGGAGAGGCAGCAGCAGCAGCAGCAGCAGCAGCGGGACCGGGCUGCGUUCCAGCCGCCGCACGGGCACGAGCAGGAGGCGCGGGGGGGCGGGGCGGGGGCGCCGCCGGCGUAUGCCCCCAGGCCCCUGCGGCGCGUUUACUCGCAUCCCCUGUAG